Messenger RNA from Mizuhopecten yessoensis (Yesso scallop), 1932 nucleotides. RefSeq lists its product as uncharacterized. The record is from RefSeq and is a predicted model, not a curated record. The transcript is spliced from 12 exons. NCBI's taxonomy places the organism in Eukaryota, Metazoa, Mollusca, Bivalvia, Pectinida, Pectinidae. Bases 59 to 1531 code for a protein of 490 amino acids.
UAUCACUAUAUUUACUCGGCUUACAUUUGUGUACACUUGGCAGCAGAGGUCGAUCAAAAUGUUGGUCCAAGUAACAGUGUUGGUGUUAGUGCUCGGCCUGGCCAACGGUCAGACGACAUGUGCAGACGCGGUCGACCCAAACAUUUGUCGUCUGCUGGCAUCUGAGUCAUUUGGAUUGAAAGAUGUCUGUACGGACCCUUGUCUUGCAAGGACCUGUCAGAAAACAUGCGGAAAAUGUCCGCUGCAGUGUUAUUCCUGUCAUAAUGUGAUGUCACCGGAUGACUGCCAGAACAUAAUCACCUGCCCGUCCGGAGAGCACAACUGCAUCGCUACGGAGUCGUAUAAUGACAAUUUUGAGAAGGUGUUCCAGCUCGGAUGUGCCUUGAAAGACGUAUGUCAGAGAAAUUUUGGAGGCCCCACCGGUAAGCGAUCUCAACUGGAUGGCGGCUGCUGCGGGGCUGACCUCUGUAAUCACAACAUCUCCAACACUCCGUCCACAGCCCAGCCACUUGCGGGAAUUGUUCUGACGACCCCUGCAGCCACUCUGGCUCCAAACUCCAUCCAACCAUCUGCCGUUACCAUGUCUCCUACUGUACCAGCAAGCAGUCCAUGUGCCGACUUUAACAAUGAAUUGUGCACACAGCUUGCGUUUGCAAUGCCUGAUAUUUGCUCAAACGAUUGUAUCGCCUCCAAGGUGUGCCCCUCCAUGUGUGGCAAGUGUUUGUCUUGUUUCAACUGCGACAAUGUGCAGAAUCCUUCGGACUGUCAGUCAACCGUUACCUGUAGAUCCGGUCAGAGAUGCUACAUAACAGAAACCUAUAACACUAUGACGUUUGAACAUGGAUUCCGGACAGGUUGCAUCGACGACAAGCUGUGCUCUAACCUGACAUACGGAAGCCCUGUAAGUGGGUCUGGUCCAGCUCUGAUUGGUCGCCGAUCUCACUUCCACUUGUCUUUGGACGGUGACUGCUGCGGAUCCGACUUAUGUAAUGACAGGGUUCAGACAACACAAGCGCCCAUAGCAACUACGCCGGGACCAGCAAUCACCAACAAGCCCAGUGGACCAAGCGGUGCACCAAAUCCCCAAGUUUGUAACUGGAACGGAGACUGUCCCCCUGGAUUCCAUGCCCACAACAGGAUGUGCUAUAACUUUGGUCCUACGGAAAUGGAAUGGGACGAUGCGCUGGGUUAUUGUAAAGAAAGAUGUUCUCACCUUGCUGAACUGAAAACGGAUUAUCAACUACAGAACGUCAUGAAUUAUUUCCGCCAUCAGCCAAACUCAGGGUAUGACCACAUCGCGGACUAUUUCAUAGGAGCAGUUGACAAAGGCGUAGGCGUAUGGACAUGGUACAACAGUGGUGAAACGGUUGAUAGCGACAUAGUGGUACCGGAUCACCACCAGCACACUAAAGAUCACUGCGCCAUUGCCAUGGAAGUCAGCGUCGGGGCCCCGUUCGAACAUGAUUUUGACUACGGUGCCGCACUUUGUACCGAUAUGUACAAACCAAUGUGCGAGGUGAUACGUCAGUAGGGAUGACGUCAUUUAGGAUAAAUCGAGUUUCUCAAAUUGUUGAAACAUUAUUCAGAUGAUUAAAACAUGUACAUGCAUUCAUGCUUAGUUGAGUGUAACGUACUUUUUAUCUAAGAAAGGCGUUUGCAAAGAAAUAAAAUAGUUUCGAACAUUUAUGAAAAAGUGAAUAUAGAGGUUUUAACUCUUUCAAUACAUGAAAACUAACCGCUUUAUUUAUAUAGCAAUUGACGCAUACUUAAAAACCAAACAAACAAACAAAAUUGACAGUCAGAAGGAGACCUCCCUCUAUCUUUUCUUAAUUAUCGUAAUAUCGUUUCAUAUACAUAUAUAUUUUCUUGUCAUAUGAUCCGGGAAAAGAAAUAGAGGCCACAAUUUCACCAUAUUUAUAAGCUUUCCUAUAA